Messenger RNA from Pocillopora meandrina, 1038 nucleotides. The record is from the annotation of a GenBank genome assembly. NCBI's taxonomy places the organism in Eukaryota, Metazoa, Cnidaria, Anthozoa, Scleractinia, Pocilloporidae.
UUAGCCGCUAGUGAGGAUUUCUUGUUGCUUCUUGCGCUUGUUGUUACUUUACGCCGGCGCAGACGACAGAAAAGACGUAAUGUAAGGCCUCAAAGGUUUUGGCUUCGAGAAAUCUUUCGUAAUCGCAAAAGAUGUGGGGAAUUUCACAAUCUUGUACGGGAACUUCGACUUGGUGAUCGUGAGCUGUACUUCAAGUGAGCUACAUUUUACUUGUGUUUAAUUAAAUUCCUGUGAGACCAAAUAAUCAAUUUGUACCCUGUCUACCUCCCUCUAAUAUAUCCACUACAAAUCUUUAAAAACCAAAUACGUAUGUAAUAGUCUAAUGCAAAGGAAAACAGAUCAGUAAGCCGUGAAUUAAAUAAGGUAACUAGUCGAUGUGGUAGUUCUGAAUUCUUGAAAUUACUGCGAAGCAAACUUCACAAAAUUAAAUGUACCCAGGAAAAAAACCAAACAAUUAAAGGAAAUAACGGCUAUUAAGUUUGAGGCUGGGUAGAAGACUAAGACUACUGUUAAACUAUAUUGUGCACAGUACAGCAUCAACAAACUUGUGAAAAUCAUUGUUUUUUUAAAUUUGCUUUAACUAUACAAUUUUUGUAAAGCGCCGCGGACAAGAAAUGGAUCGUUUGAGCUAUAAAAGCAUUUUAUUAUUUUUAUUGUUAUCAUUAUUUUCCCGAUACAAACACAUGUCACCAUGUCAGCCCACUCAUCUCAAAGCAUACUACCAAAUUAAGGGAGCCAGUCUCAGCCACAGAAAGACUGGCUCUGACUUUAAGGUUCCUAGCAUCUGGGAAUAGUCAACAGACAAUGUCAUUCUCUUAUCGUGUUGGUAGACAAACAGUCAGUAGUAUCAUCAAGGAGACCUGCCAUGCUAUUUGGCAGGUGCUUAAUGAAAAGUAUUUGAGAGCACCAAGUUUGCCUGAUGACUGGGAGGACAUAGCAGAAGAGUUCAUGCAACUGUGGAAUUUUCCUCAUUGCAUCGGCGCCAUCGACGGUAAACACAUUGCCAUUGAAUGCCCAGUCAACAUUGGUUUUCUAUAG